AAGAACAUUCUGUCACUGACGUUAGUGCAGAUCGCAACAGAAAACUGAAGCUCUGCAAUUGGAGUACGAAAGUGUGACAAGAGGAUCGGGUGGAUAUAUCAUUUAUUUCGCAACUUAGUGAUAUUGCCGCCAUAUGUUAAUGAACUGAACAAAAUGGGUUUGAUUUCGAGCUGGGGUCAACAUUUGCUGGUGUUGCUUUUGGUUGUAGGCCUAUCGUUGGGUCUUCCGAGCUUGGAAAAUCAGACGCACGAACAAAUCGAACAGAUAAUAGCCUGCAGACAGCCCAAGGCACCUGGUUUGUGUCGAGGUCACCAGUUGCGAUAUGCCUACAAUAAGAAGACCGGGAACUGCGAGAGCUUCAUCUACACGGGCUGUGCCUCCACCGAGAACAAUUUCCUGACCUUCGAGGAGUGCCGCAGGGAUUGCAUGCAACGUCUGCGCUACUGAAGUCCUUUUUAAC
Drosophila mauritiana is the source of this 460-nucleotide messenger RNA. RefSeq names its product kunitz-type serine protease inhibitor. Lineage: Eukaryota; Metazoa; Arthropoda; Insecta; Diptera; Drosophilidae. Gene Ontology annotation, molecular function: serine-type endopeptidase inhibitor activity. The coding region runs from base 154 to 447 and encodes 97 amino acids. The transcript has 2 exons. The record is from RefSeq and is a predicted model, not a curated record.